AUGGCCACAAUGCUCCAGACUACUCCUGAAAAUAAACCAGGUCGUAUAUCUCAGCUGUUACCCACCGUCAAAUGCUCAAGUUGCAACCAACCUGUCCCUCUGGACGAGUUGGGAGAUCACACCUGCUCUACCCCGCCGCCUGUUCCAACUCUGCCCAAGCCCUCGAGUUCUUCGGUCACCGUGGCGGCCCUUCUACCGCAACGCCUGCAGGGUCGCGUUGCACCCCUCUCAUCGUCACCGACAGCUCCCGCUCCGUCGAGCUCUCCCUUGGCCUCCCCGCCGCCGCGAUCCCAGGGCUCACCACCGCGCACGGGAAACACCGCAAAUGAAAGGCUCAAGAUCAACACGUCUACCUCAUCCUUUCAGCCAAGAUCCAGUCCUUUAGCCCGAUCGGCCCCUGACAGAAACGAGACGACUUCACCCUUAUCAGCGCGUCCCCGAGAUCCGUUUGCAUCCCCAGCUUCGCCACUUCGUAGCCGCCCUCUUCAAACGGCCGACCCUCGCGGCUCAGUAUCCUCCAUUCAUUCCACCCCGACCACAGCCCGUCCCCCGUUCCCAGUUGGCAGAGAUCCUCCUCCAUCGGCCAACGUUGGUCUCCCAGCGUCAAAUAACAAUCUUCCUCCUCGUAUAGGAACUCCAUCUGCCUUGAACGGACCGCCCCCAAUUGGCAGAGAUCCCCCUCCAUCAGCCAAAGUUGGCCUCCCAGCGUCGAACAAUAAUUUCCCUCCUCGUAUAGGAACUCCAUCUGCCCCUAACGGGCCGCCCAAUGGCCACGGCUCUCGUCCAAGUUUUAACGGUCCUCCUAGUCGAAAUGGUUCCCCCGCGCCAAACGGUCCAGCUUUCAAUAGAAAUGUUCCUGGGCCGAACGGUCCACCCCCUACUAAUGGCUUCCCUCCUGGCCGUGCUGGCAUUCCAUUUAACCCAAAUAGCCCCCAAGGACCCCCUGUAGGGAUUCCUGGAAUGCAACCUCGACCAUACGCUUCAUCUUUACCUGGGCGAAUCCAAAGCCCACUCCAGGUCUCUGCCGGCCCUCCUCCAGGGUCGUAUCCUUUAAUUGAGGAAAGAGAUAUUGAUACAAAGACGGGCGGUGAAGCGGGUAUGGCAGGUGUUGGCAGAAGGGGCUUCGCCGCUGCAGCUCGAGCCGCUAUGUUUGCCGUGCAAACUAGGCCGACAGGACCACCGCACCAGCAUGGUGGUCAAUUCAAUCCCCCUAGAUUUUUGGACGACGCGGUACCGCGCUCGGCAGAGACACCUCCGUUAUCACCGGGUUCUGGUUACUCUUCUCAUUCUCCGGGCCCUCAGUCUCCACUUGCUCAAAACGAGUUUUCUCAGCUGCAAAUGCCAACCAAGACACCAUCUCCCCCAAUAGCAGCACCUACCAUUACAUCCAUCGCUGAUACCCCCCCUCCUAGCUCUCCGAUGGCCUCUUCCUUCGCUGCCCGCCUUCCUUUCUUUGAGAAGCUCAAGAAUAUUGUACCAGGGGCUAGCGCCGCUCCUGAACGCACCCCUACACCUACAACUAGUAUGGUCACAACACGUGACAGGUCUAUGUCUGCAGCGUCUAAUAGCCCAAAACUCCCAACUCGGUCCAUGUCAUCCAGUACAUCAUCUUCCAAGCGAAAUCGCCAAGAUAAGGUGCCAAUGUCCCCAAGUUCGGGCUCAGAAUAUGGUCUUGCAUAUGCAGAUUCAACCGACUAUGAGGAUGACAAUGACAGUCUCCCUAGCAGGAAGAAUAGCAGGAAGAAGUCUCCACCGCCACCACUUCCCCCUCUUACUUCUUCCAUUCUUCGAUCUGGCUCGGGUGGUGGACGCAAUGCCCGGUUUGCCGCUAUACCUGAGCGCAGUGAUCGCAGUGAUCGGAGCGAUGACCGAACAGGAAUUCGCAUUGGAAACUCAAAGAAUGAUCGACACGAGAGGGAUAAUUCUGCCUCCUCGUACUCUUCCACGUCCAGCAUUGGAGAGAUUGCUGGGAGGACACGGACCAAUUCUGCUGCUAUUGCGCAGGCCUUGGGCCUUUCUCGGACGCCUCCAAGCGAGUAUGCAAAGUUGGGAGGUCCUGGAGUCACAGGAAUGGGUGGGCGCGUAGGGAGGAGUAUCAGUGGCAGCAGUAGCGGGAGCAAGAGCGCCUAUUCGAGAGCGACCAAUGCCGCCCCAGUGGAAUCUAGUGGCUUGGAAAAGCUGGCAAUGGAGGCGUUAUUGGAGCGUGCGAAUGACGGAAAUGACGGUUACGCAAGCGGCUUGACGAAAAGCAAGUUAAAUGGGAAACAGAGGUCAUUCGAAGGCUCUAGCAACGGGAGUAGUAUGCGAGAACUUGAUUCUCAUCCGUCUGAGGUGGAUGACACUCGCAGCGUGGCUUCCGGCAGUUCCAGGGCAUACCGUAGCAACACUGUCCAGGGAGUGUCUUCGCCAGAGACUCGCCCUCCCAAAUUGCCCACUCGGUCAAAGACGGCAGGUGCGCCAACUGAGAGAAACUCGUCACUAGAUGCCAAUCGCGUCAAGAAAGACAGGGUCAGAAAAACGAGAGUCUGUGUCAGAUGUCAUACAACUAUUGAAGAUGGAAGAUGGGUACAAGUUGAUGGGGGAGGUAUUCUGUGCGAAAGGUGCUGGAAGAACAUGUAUUUACCCAAGUGCCGUCGCUGUAACAAACCAAUCGAGAAACAGGCUGUAUCGUCUUCCGACGGUCAACUGAAGGGCAAGUACCAUAAAGAGUGCUUUAAUUGUCACACUUGCCAUAAACCCUUCCCUGAUAAAACGUUCUACGUCUACGACGGGAAGCCUUUGUGUGCCUAUCACUAUCACGAAGCCAAUGACUCACUCUGUGCUGCGGCACGGUGUGGGCAGCCUAUUGAAGGUCCUUGUGCCGUCUCACACACUGGCGACAGAUAUCACCCUGAACAUAUGACAUGCGAAUACCCUGGAUACCCGGAAUGUACGGAAACACUGAGUGAGUAUUGGGAGGUGGAUGGCCGGAUGUUGUGUGAACGGCAUGCGCAUAGCGGUAAAUCGGGUAGCGAUGAUGAGGGAGAAGAACAGUGGGUACAGAGCUCGAGGGCGAUGAAGCGCGUCACACGAUUCAUUGAUCUUACGGGUGGUGGCACGUUGGGUAGCGCUGGGGCAGGUGCUGCUCCAGUUGGAGGCAGUGAGUUAAUGUGA
Messenger RNA from Laccaria bicolor S238N-H82, 3153 nucleotides. RefSeq lists its product as uncharacterized. Lineage: Eukaryota; Fungi; Basidiomycota; Agaricomycetes; Agaricales; Hydnangiaceae. Bases 1 to 3153 code for a protein of 1050 amino acids. The transcript has 4 exons. The record is from RefSeq and is a predicted model, not a curated record.